AGUACACGCCAAAGCCAAACAAGUGGCUCUGCCAAUCCUCGGUCCCUAGCCAGCUUGUCGACGCUACCGGAGCUCCGGCAAUCGGAAUGGCCUUGCUGCACCCGGCUCCUACCUCUCCCCUCCCCACCGGCCAUCGCCACCGGAGCACUGGCCUGGUCCUCCGGCGACCAGCACUAGUUCACUCCACACGACGUUUCCGAUCGCACGCGCAGAAGGGCCCGAGCACCGGCACGCCCUCGGGCUCCGAGUCGGACAACGUCGUCCUCAAGGCCGCGUGGUACGCUUCCGAGGCCCUCGGCGUCGCCGCGUCCUAUUUCCGGCCAUCGCCGUCUCCAGAGGGAGACGCCGAAGCUACAAAUGACGAAGGCGCGUCAGAGUCCCUGUCGACCCUAGGCCCAGCGCAGAUCGCCGAGGCCAUCAAGGAUGACUUCGCGCGGUCGUACUUCGUUACAGGAAAUCUGACGCUCCGGGCGUACGAGGACGACUGCGAGUUCGCCGACCCGGCGGGCUCAUUCAGAGGCCUGCAGCGGUUCAAGAGGAACUGCACCAACUUCGGGUCCCUGCUGGAGAAGUCCGACAUGAAGCUGACCAAAUGGGAGGAUCUCCAGGACAAAUCAAUUGGUCACUGGCGUUUCAGCUGCAUCAUGUCGUUCCCGUGGAGGCCCAUUCUCUCCGCAACCGGGUACACUGAAUACUACUUCGACGCUGAGUCGGGGAAGGUGUGCAGGCAUGUCGAGAACUGGAAUGUUCCCAAGAUGGCACUCCUGCGGCAGAUUUUCAGGCCGAGCAAAUGGGCAUGGGAGAAACGCUAAAAACGGGCGCAGAGAUCGGUUGUAUAGUACAGUAGCUUUGAUGUGGCGUUAGGAGGGAGGAGAGUGACAAGUUUGUAAUAUCUGGCUUGGCUUACAAGUUCCAGGUCCUGAACUAUUAGCGCACUCUGUCCAAAUGGGAGCUAUUAUUCUGAACAUUGUAACAGUGAGUAUGUAGAAGUGUAAUCGAUAGAGUUCUGAAUGAUCAAAGAGGUCUAUCAGGGCAUUUCUAUCAAAAAAUAAAAAUAGAUGCAAUUCUAUCAA
Lolium rigidum is the source of this 1073-nucleotide messenger RNA. RefSeq lists its product as uncharacterized. The record is from RefSeq and is a predicted model, not a curated record. The transcript has 5 exons. NCBI's taxonomy places the organism in Eukaryota, Viridiplantae, Streptophyta, Magnoliopsida, Poales, Poaceae. Bases 87 to 812 code for a protein of 241 amino acids.